AUAUCUCAAGGCUUUACUUUUCACCGGCAAGCGUACUAACGGGUAACCGGUAAUCCCUCGUCGAGACUUUAAAACGCGUCUUGCUAGUACUCUAAUUGCUUCUUAUACUGCCUGUUCUAAUCUGCGAGCUUCAGAAAAGUGUUUUUCCUAAAUAUCCUCUAUACGCAACGCGAUAUACGGUAUCUCGACGCGUCUAAAGACUGAACUUGAAGUCGUGGCUGAAUCCUACCCGAAAACAGUAAAUUCGGCCCUCACCUCUGUACAUCUGGCUUUAUAUAGGUGGAGAAUCUUUGUCUUCUGAUAUCCAGUUAUGCUCGGUCUCCGACGCGAUAUCCAACAAAGUGCGGCCUUCACGCCCCGUGCAUACCUAGAGGGACUCAAACUCCCAGCCAACUUCACGCUUCCGCCACUCUCUGCUGUGUAUGAAGAUGCAGUAAGAUUGCCAGAACUCAGGAAAAGCGGACCCCCAACCAUUCGGACAGUCUUUGUUCGAAAUGGCGCAGCCACUACCCUCAAUCCAACUGGAGCAUUACAUGAGCCCCUCGCUUGGAACACAACUCUACCAGACCUGUUCAAGUUCGCGUAUUUUGCGCGCACAGAAGAUGUUCCUGUUGAACUGAUGGACCCAGUAAUUUGGGCAUUGGGGAUGUUCAUACGCGCCUUGCUCGAAGGAACGGAGUCUCAACUGCGCGCAAUGGGCCAUAUCUUGCCGCACCAAAAGGCUGAAGAUGCAUUGUACUUCAUGACAGCCAACGCGCGUUUCAAACUGAUUGAGCACCUCCUGAGCCCCUUUAUCGACCGACCUGACGAUGCAAUUCCUCAUCUGAAGGUCGCGUUAGAACAGGAUAACGCCCGUCGCGGCGAAGUGAACGAUAAGACCGAUCCCUAUCAAUCAAACCCGAUGCUCUACGUUUUGUAUACGGACGCGCUGGUCUUCAGCAACCAAUUUGAUAAGCAUACAAGAGAUGAAUUGAACAAAGUCCUGCAUGCCGUCCAGACGACAAAGCUCAGGAAAUCAGCGGACUUCUCAUUCAUCAUUCUGAAAGCCCGAAGUCACCUGGCCCUAGUGCUACAACAGAUGGGCUCAGACGAACAAGAACAAAAAGAGCAUGUCGAAUAUUGCGCAAAGUUCCUCCGUAAAAAUCCCAAGCUGGUCCCAGAACGCUCCCUACUGCAACUUUUGUUCCGACGGGACCAGCCCAUUCAUCCCGUGCUCGAACUCCUUGGCGGGUUAUCUUGGCUGAAGGGUGUCAUAACUAGAGAAGGUCUGACAGCACGGAUGGAAGAACGCCAAACGAAAGCUUGUCGAUAUUGUGGCGGGCGAGAACCUCAGGUGACGUUAUUCAGAUGUUCUGGAUGCAAGCACAUUUACUACUGCUCGAAGGAAUGUCAGAAAACAAAUUGGAAAGUACAUAAGGAAGCGUGCAAAGAGGCAGCCGCGGCGAAGGUGAGAGCAGCCGAACUGAUGUCCUUUGACCCUGAAGCUGGCCAAAAGGCGACAGACUGGAUCAAAUUCAGAGAAAGUCCAAUUCCGGCCAAUAACACCCUUCUCGCGCAUGCUCUCGGUCUUUAUCGUGACCCUUCUCGCGGUCAUACACACAUCGUAUUCAGAGAAGUCGAGUACCGACCCAAAGCAUCGAAAGACUUCCGAUUCAGGUUCCAUGCAAAGAGAGCCGGAGUAUUCAAGAUCGAAGACGUGAUGAUGGAAAUUGAGAGGAUGAUGGGCUUGAAUCCUGGUGAGGGACCAAAAUAUGUACGUGAAAUUUUGGAGGAUCUCGAUGCUACGAAUCCAAGACUGGAGAAGGCUCCCAUCUUGAAUAUAAGUUUUGGAGAUGGGAUUCAGACGUGGCUCGGAUCCGCCGCUAUCUCGGUCUACUCAUUACGCAUGACUCCGCAUAACCCGAGAUGGAGAGAGUCCAUGAACCUUGGCGAACCACCAGAGCCCUUGCUACUCAAGAGUGGUGCGCAAGAUGUAGAACAUGUUUUCUAGAAAUCCCGCUAUGUAAGCGUACAUUUUGUAUCAUAGUCAAGCUGAGUGUUGUAUAUUCUUGGUGACCUUCGAUAAUUAUAUGCCUGUCCACGCCCUUUAUGAUUCUGCGGAAACCUUUGAAUUUCGCGGUAUGGUAAUAAUACGGGAGGAGGAAG
This is a messenger RNA of Somion occarium, 2145 nucleotides long. Lineage: Eukaryota; Fungi; Basidiomycota; Agaricomycetes; Polyporales; Cerrenaceae. The record is from the annotation of a GenBank genome assembly.